Myripristis murdjan (pinecone soldierfish) is the source of this 1343-nucleotide messenger RNA. Its product is annotated as H-2 class II histocompatibility antigen, A-U alpha chain-like. The transcript is spliced from 4 exons. NCBI's taxonomy places the organism in Eukaryota, Metazoa, Chordata, Actinopteri, Holocentriformes, Holocentridae. Gene Ontology annotation, cellular component: membrane; MHC class II protein complex. The record is from RefSeq and is a predicted model, not a curated record. Gene Ontology annotation, biological process: immune response; antigen processing and presentation. The coding region runs from base 90 to 788 and encodes 232 amino acids.
UGUGCGAGCCAACAUUUGGACAGAGAACUUGCUCCUGUUUGUGUUAGUUUCCAGCAGAGAGUGAAGUCAGCGCUGAGCCCCACACCGAGAUGAAGAGCCUCCUCAUCCUCUCCUGGCUGCUGUGUGUCCGAGCAGAAGGUACUCAUGAGAGCAUACAAGUCCUAGGCUGUUCAGCCUCUGAUGGAGUGGACAUGUACGGCCUGGACGCUGAGGAGCUGGAGUACAUCGACUUCAAGAAGAAGGAAGCUGUCGAUGCUCAGCCCAAGUUUGUAGAUCAUGUGGAACACACAGGAUUUUAUCAACAGGCUGUGGCUAAUCUGGAGAACUGCAAACAAAACCUGGCAAUAGCUGAUCAAGCCUUAAAGAACCCACCAGUGAAACUCGACGUUCCUCACAGCACCAUCUACCCCCGAGACGAUGUGCAGCUCGAUGUGGAGAACCACCUCAUCUGCCACGUGAGCGGGUUCUUUCCCGCUCCUGUCUCCGUCUACUGGACCAGGAACAACCAGAACGUGACCGAGGGAACCAGCAUCAACACCCCGUACCCCAGCAAAGACGGAACCUUCACCCAGAUCUCCACCCUGAAGUUCACCCCCCAGCAGGGAGACAUCUACAGCUGCACGGUGCAGCACCCAGCUCUGGAGCAGCCGCUGACCCGAGUCUGGGAUGUGGAGCAGGACCAGCCGGGGAUCGGACCUGCGGUGUUUUGUGGACUGGGUCUGACCGUGGGUCUGCUGGGCGUGGCCACAGGAACCUUCUUCCUCAUCAAAGGAAAUGAAUGCAGCUGAUUGGCUGUCGCUGCCUUUAAUCUGCUUCUGUCUGCUGCUGAUCAACAUGGAGCACAGCGCUAACAUGCUAGCUAACACACUGAUAAAAUUCAGUUAAACAAAGAUUGUUUUCGAGAGAUUCAGUUUGAAGUUGCUGUUGGUUCCUGUGAUGCUUUAGCUUCUUACUUUCAAUCAACUUUCAACACAGCGCUAUCCCAAAGUCCAAAGCAACAUCCAGCUCCUCGUGAUGUGCGAGUCAUGAACGAGUCGCUCUAAACUCAAGACUCUUUUUAUUGACUCUGAAGAGCUGACUCCUCCUCUCCCUCCUGCCUGGUGAGGUGGACAGUGUGUCACUGCUGUGCAAGCCUUACAUUAAACUGUAAACUUACAUUAAAUUGUAAACUUACAUUAAAUGACUUUACAUGUGUCAACUAACAAGUUAGUUAAUGUAUUAACCAGUGACUCAGAGACUCAGAGACUCAGAGACUCGGUGACUCGGAGACUCAGUGACUCAGUAACUCAGUAACUCAGUGACUCAGUGACUCAGAGACUCUGACUCAGUGACUCAGAGACUCA